Messenger RNA from Cuscuta campestris, 1345 nucleotides. NCBI's taxonomy places the organism in Eukaryota, Viridiplantae, Streptophyta, Magnoliopsida, Solanales, Convolvulaceae. The record is from the annotation of a GenBank genome assembly.
UUACACCCUAGAUAUAUAUCACCGUUCUUUCUCUAUUUCAUUUUCUAGGCAUUGUUAUCGAUACAGUCGAGCCCCUGAGCUCCACCCGGCGGCGGAGGUUAUCACAGCAGCGGCAGCAAUGGUGUUCAUCAAAGUCCAGAAGUCGAGGGCUUACUUCAAGCGCUUUCAGGUCAAGUUCAAGAGAAGAAGAGAGGGAAAGACGGAUUACAGAGCAAGGACUAGGCUGAUCAAUCAGGACAAGAACAAAUAUAACACCCCGAAAUACCGCCUUGUUGUUCGUUUUACCAACACAGAUAUAAUUACACAAAUUGUGUCUGCUAGUAUUGCGGGUGACAUGAUUCUUGCUUCUGCCUAUUCUCAUGAAUUGCCUCGUUAUGGGCUUGAAGUUGGUCUCACAAAUUACGCUGCAGCCUAUUGCACUGGGCUUCUUUUGGCUCGACGACUUCUCCAAAAGCUUGAAAUGGAUGAGGAGUAUGAAGGAAACGUUGAGGCCAACGGAGAGGAUUACUGUGUUGAACCAGGUGAGAGUCGGAGACCUUUCCGUGCUCUUUUGGAUGUUGGUCUUAUCCGAACUACCACUGGGAAUAGGGUCUUUGGUGCUCUUAAGGGGGCAUUAGAUGGUGGGAUUGACAUUCCUCACAGUGACAAAAGGUUUGCUGGAUUCAGCAAGGAUUCCAAGCAACUUGAUCCUGAAGUGCACCGCAAGUACAUCUAUGGUGGGCAUGUUGCUGCAUACAUGAAGACUCUGAUGGAGGAUGAGCCAGAAAAGUACCAAUCUGUUUUCAGCUUAUACAUCAAGAAGGGCAUCGACGCCGACAACCUUGAAGAGCUGUACAAAAAGGUUCACGCAGCCAUCCGUGCCAACCCUAGCCAGAAGAAGUCCGAGAAACAGCCACCCAAGGAACACAUGAGGUUCAACCUCAAGAAGCUGACCUAUGAAGAGAGGAAGGCUAAGUUGAUUGAGAGACUGAAUGCCCUAAAUGCUGCUGCUGGAAAAGACGAAGAUGAUGAUGAGGACGAUGAUGACGAGUGAAAGAUUUGCCCUACAACAUCUUGAAGUCUCCUAGCUGCAUUUUCAUUCCAGACCUUUUUUUGUUGCAUAUUUGCUGCAUUCAAAACUACCAAUUAUGCAGUCUUUUGAUGAGGAUCUGUUACUACAAAACAGUUUUGUACUUUUGUGAGCUUGACUAUCUUGGUUUUUGUUGAUUAUGACAUUUUUAGAACAAAAUGUUUUCAUUGAUCUUGCUUUACUUUGAUCUCGACACAAUGGAUCUCUUCUCUCUGGAAGUUGUUUAUGUCUUAUUUUAGAUGAGGUGUCAUUUAUCUCAACCAUAGUUUUGCCAUU